UUAAUACAAUUGGAACAAAGUGGGAAGGGGCACAGAGUUGAUGUUUUUAUCAUUUCGUUAAUAAAGUAUUAAGUGGAAAUAUAAAUAUUUUAAAAAAAUACUUAAUGAUCUUUAUAAUGUACUUUACCUAGGUGCAAAAGAUAAAAAAAUAAAUAAAUUUUAUAUUGUCCAAUAAACACAAAGGUGACGCUUAUAGCGUUUAUUUCGACAAAACUUACUAUAAUUAAAUAUAGUUUGAAACUUAUUUUUCUACAAUUUUUUCAAACUUGGAAGCUCUAUCCCGACUAAUUUGAAUCCUUUCAUUACCAGUUGCGAUUGUAUUUAAAUUUUUUCAAAGUAGUAUAAUAAUAAAUAAGAAGAUAUGUUUAGACCUGAAACUGAAGAUAUGUUGCCACGCUGUGCGCCAAAACCAAGUGUGCCUCUGGAUAUUAACACUGCUGCUAUAGUACGCCCAGCCGUGCCUGAAGUAUCAAUAUUAUUUGGAGCUCAACAAGCGCCUCCAAGUUCAUCAUCUUUGUCUACAGCUACGUCGGAACCUACACAACCAACUUAUGCUGCUUGGAAAAAGCAAGUACUGCCAAAGGUUUCAUUUCCACCGGCUGGCGCUGAAGUAUAUAGCAUAAAUGGUCACAUAGUAAAUUCAACCAAUGUUAAUUCUGCUUCAGGAAAAUCACUACUCGUUAACCAGCAGACCGCACCUAAUAAUACACAAAUAACUUCAAAUGUUUAUGCACAACGACCUGUUGUGCGUUUAGAUCAACACUUAGGUGUACAAGAAAACCAAGAAGAUAAUUUAAAAAGUCGUGCUCCUGAUGUUCCUACAGUAAUGACACAUCAGCAAAAUCCAACAAUUUUCAAGUCAAAACCGGACGUACUUACCAUUUGUGCAGGCUCGCAAACAGAUUCAUCACUGCUUUCUGAUUUCAACCAUAUUGAUGCUGCACUACUCACACGUCUAGCAACUAAAGAGGACCUUCAACAAUUACAUUCAAUAUAUGGGGAACUGCGAAUGGAUCAGCUUCGUCUAAUGAAUGCUGUUGAAACUCUUCUAAAUCAACAUCUAGCUCAUUCCAUUAAAGUGUCUCGUCAAGAUGCGAGUACACAGUGUAGCGAUAACGAUUGUUGUGAUAAUGAAAGGAAAACUCGAUCAAAGGAUGCCUUGAUUAAAGAGUCGAAUAACGCAAAUGCAGUUGUAGCUCCAAGUGAACGAUAUCAACCAAUUAAAGAUAUGCCCAUGUACGCCUUAGACUCACCGCGACAACCUGCUGCACAAUCCACUGCUUACCAACCAAACACACCACGCAACAUCAAAAUAUCUACAGACAAUAUAAUUCAUAAUAAACCAAGCACGGAACAAAGUAUGCUCAUGAAUGAGUUGGCUCUUAAAUAUCUGCCUAAUGAAAAGUUAAAUGAAUUACUACACGAACUCAAUAUAUUACCAACGCCACCAAAACAAACUACACCUUUGCGGCCAAUUGAAAACACAGAGAAACGACCAAGUGAUAUAUCAAAUGCUUCUUACAAGUAUCUUCAGAAAUAUCGAUUGUUACCGGAAGGGCAAAAUGAAGUCAAGGAACAAGUUACGCCAGUGGGCUCGCCUUUGACGCAGGCCGCACGACAACAGCUACAUCAAUCGCCCCAAACUGCCAUGUUAGAUCUGGAACAUAUUCGACGGCAACCCAAGCUUAUUUAAUUCGUGAUGUCUAUUUAGUAAUUAAAACAAAAAUUAAGUAUUUUAUAUGUAUUUUAGGAUUUUUUUCAA
Bactrocera oleae (olive fruit fly) is the source of this 1762-nucleotide messenger RNA. RefSeq names its product anastral spindle 2 (gene ana2). The record is from RefSeq and is a predicted model, not a curated record. Lineage: Eukaryota; Metazoa; Arthropoda; Insecta; Diptera; Tephritidae.